UUUAUUGUAGCCCCAGCCUGCAUGUCGCACUACUCCCCGAAUAAUGCUCGUCCCAAAGUCUCCAACGCUGGUGGAGGCGGCGGCGCUGGGGGCAUGUCGGCGGACGAUUUGGAGCAAGAAGCCGCUGAACGCAACUUGAUCCGACGCUGCGUCGACUACCACGGCCCCGCCAUUUUGGAUUUGCAGAACCGUCUCUACCGUAAAGCCUGUCGGAGUCACCACACUCGACACUCGGCGCUGUACUUGCAGCCACACUCGUCGUAUAUGCGACUUAUGGGUAUGCCGCUGGCCUCCGUGGCGGCGCCCAUUCCCUCCGAGUGCUACCUCACGUACAUGGCUCACGUGACGAGGGCCAAAAACUCGACGCCAGUCAUGUGCCUCAGUUGGACUCCGGGAGGUCGAAGGCUAUUGACAGGAAAUCAAGAAGGGGAGUUCACUCUCUGGGACGGCAUCACCUUCAGCUUUGAACUUAUCAUGAGCGCACACGACGCUUCCUUCCGAAGCAUGGCCUGGUCACACAACCGGAACUACCUGCUCACCUCGGACGCCAGCGGCAACAUCAAAUACUGGAGUCCUAGCAUCGCUCCCGUACAGUCCAUCGACAGUCACAACAAGCAACCCAUUCACGGCCUUUCCAUUUCUCCCUCGGACACGAAAUUUGUGAGCUGUGGUGACGACGCCGCCGUGCGCGUAUGGGACUGGGCCUCACACAGCGAAGAGCGGACUCUGGAGGGGCAUGGAUGGGACGUCAAAACGGUUGCUUGGCAUCCACGGUCCUCGGUCAUUGCCUCUGGAUCCAAGGACAAUCUCGUCAAAUUGUGGGACCCUCGGGCGGGUAGCUGCCUGAGUACGCUCUACGGACACAAAAAUACCGUCACCAAAGUGGCCUGGAACGACAACGGCAACUGGCUGUUGACGGCAUCACGCGAUCAAUUAAUCAAACUAUACGACAUUCGCGCCAUGAAGGAAUUGGUCUCGCUCAAAGGACACCACAAGGAAGUUACCAGUCUCGCUUGGCACCCGUUGCAGGAAACGGUGUUUGCGUCUGGCGGAAUGGACGGUACGCUGAUUUAUUGGAACGUGGGUGCCAAGGGAUCGGAGGAACCCGCCGCCAAAAUCCCGUACGCCCACGACAUGGCUAUUUGGGAUCUGCAGUGGCAUCCAGCCGGCCACAUGCUGGCAACGGGUAGCAACGACCGGCAAACCAAGUUCUGGGCCCGCAACCGG
Phaeodactylum tricornutum CCAP 1055/1 is the source of this 1227-nucleotide messenger RNA. RefSeq names its product PolyAdenylation factor subunit 1 (gene PAF1). Gene Ontology annotation, cellular component: mRNA cleavage and polyadenylation specificity factor complex. The transcript has a single exon. The annotation marks the transcript as partial. Gene Ontology annotation, molecular function: protein binding. Lineage: Eukaryota; Bacillariophyta; Bacillariophyceae; Surirellales; Neidiaceae. The record is from RefSeq and is a predicted model, not a curated record.